Molecule: messenger RNA, 6417 nt
Organism: Xyrauchen texanus (razorback sucker)
Lineage: Eukaryota; Metazoa; Chordata; Actinopteri; Cypriniformes; Catostomidae
Product: polypeptide N-acetylgalactosaminyltransferase 1-like
Exons: 13
Coding region: 415-2088 (557 amino acids)
Cellular component (GO): Golgi apparatus
Source: RefSeq, a predicted model, not a curated record
CUCAUCCAGCGGACUGUGUCCUCGACCCUCAGAUAAAUUUCACCAUAAUUACCACAGGCCUGCGCGCACUAAACUAGAGAUUCGCCAUUGCCCUCGGAGCUAGACGGCGGAAUUUGAGAAAAGCGGUGCUCUAUCAAAGUGUCUGAUCUAUCAUGUUGGGGAUUAAUUUUUGAGAUACUACGAUCCGAAGACAAACAUUUUUCAGUGUGUGGAGCCGCGCUGGGACAAACAGAACGAUCCUGAACAUUUUCUGUGAUCGUUUCACGCGCUGUCGGAACGACAGAAGGGAGCAUGCGUGAGUAAAGGUUUCUGCGGUGGGAUCUCAAGCUCCUCUCCCCAGCUGGAGCCCCUGCGCUGUAGGACACGAGACUGCCAUCCUUCACCCACACUGACUUCAGUUUAAUAGGUGAAAAGAUGAGGAAGUUUGCAUACUGUAAGGUGGUGCUGGCCACGUCUCUGGUGUGGGUGAUGCUAGACAUGUUCAUCCUGCUCUACUUCAGCGAGUGCAACAAAUGUGAUGAGAAAAAAGAGAGAGGACUGCCAGGGAGAGACCCUGUGGUUCAAAGGCAUCAUGAUGGCCCAGGGGAGAUGGGAAAGCCAGUGGUCAUCUCUAAAGACCGCCAGGAGAAGAUGAAGGAAAUGUUUAAGAUAAACCAGUUUAACCUGAUGGCCAGUGAGAUGAUUGCACUCAACCGAUCUUUACCAGACGUCCGGCUUGAGGGGUGUAAGACAAAGGUGUAUCCGGAUGAUCUCCCACGCACCAGUGUAGUCAUUGUGUUCCAUAAUGAAGCAUGGACCACCCUGCUCCGAACUGUCCACAGCGUCAUCGACAGGUCACCAAGACCCCUGUUGGAGGAAAUCGUGCUGGUAGAUGAUUACAGUGAGAGAGACUUCCUGAAGCGACAAUUGGAGCAAUACGUGCGGAAAUUGGAGGUGCCCGUUAGGGUGGUAAGGAUGGAGCAACGGUCAGGUCUCAUUCGUGCCCGAUUGAAGGGGGCGUCCAUCUCCACGGGUCAGGUGAUUACCUUCCUGGAUGCCCACUGUGAGUGCACCACCGGUUGGCUGGAGCCUCUGCUCUCUCGCAUCAAACUUGACAAGAAAACAGUAGUGUGUCCCAUCAUUGAUGUGAUCAGCGAUGACACAUUCGAAUACAUGGCAGGGUCCGAUAUGACAUAUGGAGGGUUUAACUGGAAGCUGAACUUCCGCUGGUAUCCAGUUCCACAGAGAGAGAUGGACCGCAGGAAAGGAGACAGAACGCUGCCCGUCAGGACCCCCACAAUGGCAGGUGGACUGUUUUCCAUAGACAGAGAUUACUUUCAAGAGAUUGGCACAUAUGAUGCAGGCAUGGACAUUUGGGGAGGAGAAAACUUGGAGAUCUCCUUCAGGAUCUGGCAGUGUGGGGGAACGCUCGAGAUCGUCACAUGUUCUCACGUCGGUCAUGUGUUCCGUAAGGCGACUCCCUAUACGUUCCCUGGUGGAACUGGGCAGAUCAUCAACAAGAACAACAGACGUCUGGCAGAGGUCUGGAUGGAUGAGUUCAAGAACUUCUUCUACAUCAUCUCACCUGGUGUGACGAAGGUGGAUUAUGGUGACAUCUCAUCCAGAACAGCUCUGAGACAGAGACUGCAGUGUAAGCCGUUCUCCUGGUACCUUGAAAAUGUCUAUCCAGACUCCCAGAUACCACGCCAUUACUACUCCCUGGGAGAGAUCCGUAAUGUGGAGACCAACCAGUGUCUGGAUAACAUGGCAAGGAAAGAGAAUGAGAAAGUUGGCAUUUUCAACUGUCACGGCAUGGGCGGCAACCAGGUUUUCUCGUACACAGCCAAUAAAGAGAUCCGAACUGAUGACCUCUGUUUGGAUGUGUCCAAACUCAACGGUCCUGUUAUGAUGCUCAAGUGCCAUCACUUGAAAGGCAACCAGCUCUGGGAGUACGACCCAUUGAAGCUGAGCCUGGUACAUGUGAACAGUAAUCAGUGUUUGGAUAAGGCAUCUGAAGAUGACAGUCAGGUGCCCAGCGUCAGGGACUGCACCGGGGGCCGCUCACAGCAGUGGCUUCUACGCAACGUCACACUGCCCGAGAUAUUCUGAGAUCCCCACACACAAGCACACGGAUGGACAGAUGGACAGAUGCUUACACCUUAGCUGGUGGAGAGAGAAAGAGAGAGAGAAGACUGCUUUUUUCUCAAUCCCUUAUGGUCUGCUUUUAAAUGAUCUAAAUGAACAGAACUGUAGCAUAUGGAUAUGAAUCUCCCCAUCACUCCACCUUGCUGAGGAACAGAAAGAAAUAUGGAGAGAAAAAAACACUUUUUUUUUCUUUUCUUUUUUUUGUGGGGAGAGAAACGAGUUUGAUACCCUCAUCUUCCUCGUUUAAGGAGCAGGGGGCAAUUUGGUUAUGUUUACGAGAACGCCUCCCUUUUUAGAGUAUUAGUGUGUUUGUUUGUGUGUCUGUGUUGAGAGUAUGUGAGCCAGAUUGUUUUCACCCUCUUAUUAGUUUAAUUUAAUUAUUUUUAAAGCCUUUUAGAAAUGAGGGUUUUUAGCACAUGAAGGAGAGGCUAACAUAUGUGUUUGAGUGCUUGUGUGUGAAUGCCGUUGUCGCAUAUCAGGAUGGAUCCGUGGAUCAAUUUGCCCAAGCUUAGAAGCAGGGGCUCCCCCUACUGGCCAUUGACAAAUGUUGGCAUUGCCCUGACCUGUCUAUCAAUCUUAUAGUGUCAAGUGAGUGGACUACCUUCAGUCAAUCACUGUAUAGCUCUAUAAUCAAUGAACAGGAUGAUGGAUCAUCAAGGACAUCAUAGGACAUGUUUCAUAUCGUCUGUGUUUAGGUAACAUUUUUUACACCAGUGGUGCACGAUACUUUUCUUUGCAUUUUGGAGUGCCACAUAACAGUACUUUUCAAUUUAAUUUUUUAAGGACUUUUGUUGUGUUUUCUGUUUCUUUAAGGUAUGGUGGUAAUUUAAAGUUUAAUGGAUAGUUCGCCAAAAAUGAAAAUUCUGUUAUCAUAUACUCACCUUUGUGUUGUUCCAGACAUUUUUGCUUCGUGGAUGAUUCACAAGUUAGCCUCAGUCACCAUUCACUUUCAUUUUAUCGAAAAACGAUGCAAGAAAGAAAGGUUUGGAGCAACAUGAGUGUGAGUAAAUAAUGACAGAAUUUUUAUUUUUGGUUGAACUAUCCCUUUAACACCAAUUUCAGGACAAGUUCCUGAACUCACCCUGAACUGUUGCCUUCCUAUGGGUUUCAGCCCUUUAGUUGAAAUGAGUUGCAUUACCCACAACCAAAUGGGUUGAUCAGAAAGAGAUGGAUUGUCUUCUGUCAUCCAAAAGUGCAAGGGUCACUGUCAGGGUUGGGGAGUAACGAAAUACAUGUAACAGGAAUACGUAUUUAAAAUACAGAACAUAAGUAACUGUAUUCCACUACAGUUACAAUUUAAAUCAUUGGUAAUUAGAAUACAGUUACAUUCAAAAAGUAUUUUGAUUACUGAACAGAUUACUUUGCAUUUUAUUGUAAUUUGUUUAAUAUUUAGUCCUUUCAGAUGGAGAACAUUUAUACUUGUAAAUGAUGUGAUCCAAAGUGCAUUUGAACAGCAGUGAAACAAAUUCUUAUGAUAUGUUACAUUCAUACUAGCAGACAGAGAAGAAUGUUUGAAGUAAGUUUGGAGCAGAAGGAAUAGAAAUAAAGCUUGUGUAAAUUGUCAGCUUUAUGCUAAGCUAAAAUGCUAUUUAUAGCCAUUUUACAUGCAUAUGUUACCAGACACGAUCAUAUUUGUUUAUCAAGAAAAUUCACAUUAGAUCAUAAUUACUUUUUUACUAGUAAGAGCUUUGAUAUUAGGGUAAAAAUCGUAUUCUUGAUGAUAAUAUUUGUAUUGUUUUCCUGUAAAAAUAUCUAAAAUCCUUCAAACAAGAUCAAUUAGAUUUAUCUUGUUUUAGAAACAACACUGCAUAAGAUAUUUAGGUUUUUCAGAGAAUGUAUUUUUAACAUAUGUAUUUUGUCUUACUGUACUGGCAAAGUUUUUAUAGACAAAACAAGUGAAAAAAAUCUACCAGUGCUGAAGAAGUAAUCCAAAGUAUUUAGAAUAUGUUACUGACCUUGAGUAAUCUAACGGAAUACAUUACAAAUGACAUUUUACUGUAUGUAUUCUGUAAUCUGUAGUGGAAUACAUUUCAAAAUUAACCCUCCCAACCCUGGUCACUGUGUACACGUGCGAGAGAUAAUGACUGAAUUAAAAUUUGUCUAAUAUCUUACUUGUUUACGUUCACUUUAAAUUGUUACUGAUGUGUUUUUAUGUACAAGAAUUACUUUUUGAAUUAAUCAGUUGAUACUUUUAGCAUCUGAAGAUGAUAGUCGGGUGCCCAGUGUCAGGGAUCAGGACGCACUGGGAGCUGCUCACCACAUUGUAACGGAUGUGUAAAAACAGUCUGAAAGCCUGAAGAGAUUUACUCUGUGUUAUGUCUUGCAUUUCAGAUUCAUUCUUCUGAUUUUUGUUUCAAAUGGUCUGUCAUUUCAAUUUUGUGAAUCCAGUCUCUCCGAUGUCAUAUCAAAAGAGAAAUAGGAAAUUAAGACUGAAGGAUGCUGCUUAGCUGAUAUCGAAGGAGGAUGGAUGAUGAAAGAUAACUUAUCUGAUCUGAAUUUUGUCAAGUGGAAUCAGGAAUCAAUCCUGAUAUUUUUGCCCUCAAUAACUCUUGACCCUAUCCAAAUGCUUCAACAAAUCUUUCUCUCCUCGUAUCCUGCUUCUAAUUCAAUGCUGUUAUUUCUUUAGUUUUUCUGUUGGAUUACUGGAUAGAUGAAAUCUGCAGAGAGAGACUGAGUUCCAUCUUAUUUUCACAUAUCUAGCCAUAUAAAGAUUCUAAUUAUCUGAUUCUAAAAAUAUGUAAAAUUAAGAUUUUAAAUAAAAAGUUUAAGAUUCUGAAAAACAUUCUAAAUAAUGAUUCUAAAUUCUCAGAUUCUAAAAGAUUUUAUAUAACAAUUGUAAGAUUCUGAAAAAGAUUCUAAGUACUGAUUCUAAAUGAACUAAACACAUUAAUAUAAAUAAAAAUUCUUUAAAUAUGUUCAGCUGCGGAGAGUGAGGAGAUGAAGAUAAAGUCAAGUAUUUGGACAGGGCCUCGGGAUCAUCUGUAGACGUGCAAGUAUGAAUGAGUGUGUUUAUAUCUGUCAAAGGGAAGUCUUUCGUUCUUUUUUUAACCUGUUGCGGGUCUGGCCUGCUGAUUGAUGGGUUAGAGAGUCCUGUGUUGAAAUUAUCCACAGGCUGGAGAAAUAAACCACAGAAAGUUUACAGUUUAACUUCUCUCUUAGUUUUUGGUGUCUUCUUCAUAUACUCUCAAUUUCAUGGAGAAAUUAUCAAUUUUUAUCAAAUUAUUGGUUUGUUGAGAAUAGUGUGAGAAUCUUAGUGGGUUUGGGCUCCAUUGCUGCAAACAAAGAUUUACCACUCAAGCAAGGUCCUUAAAGGGAUAGUUCUUCCAAAAAGGAAAACUCUUUCAUUAUUUACUCACCAUCAUGCUAUAUAAAAUGUGUAUAACUUUCUUCUGCAGAACACAAAUUAAGAUAUUUUAGAAGAAUAUCUCAGCUUUGUAGGUCCAUACAAUGCAUGUGAAUGGUGAUCAGACCUUUGAACAUCCAAAAAGGAGGUAAGGUCAGCAUAAACAAUCCAUCAGACAUCAGUGGUUUAAUCAAGGUCUUCUGAAGCAAUCCAGUUGGUUUUGUGAGAUAACAGACCAAAAAAUAAAUCCUUUUUCACUUUACAUCUUGCCAUUGCAGUCUUGAUAGGUAAGAUCAUGAUUUCAAACUCAAUUACACUUCCUAGUGCAUGAUGGCGCUAUAGGAAGUGUAAUUGAGCUUGAACUCAUGAUCGAGCCUUGAGAUUGCUGUCAAGAUAUACAGUGAAAUAGGAGUUACAAAACCAACUGGAUUCUGACUUUAUCUACUUUUUGGGAGGCAUGAGGUUGAGUAAAAUGAUGAGAGAAUUUUGAUUUUUGGGUGUACUGUCACUUUGAUCAGUAUCAAAAUAGCACAUGACAAGGAAAUAAUGUUCCAUGAAUGUAUUCAACUUUGAAUUGCUUCAUAACUCUUUAAAAAAAUAAACAUUUAUAUAGCAUUUGGGUUUAGGUUCAAAGUUUCAAGAGUUUAUAAGUGUAACUAACAUUGACCAGUGAAGUGUUUACUAUCCAUUAUGACUUUCUUUGGGUUGUGACUUGGUAGUGCUGUCAAAAAACGUCUCAGGCUAUGGUGCCUAUGACAUGUACAGUAAAAGUGUUGAAAUGACAGCUUCACUUAUUGUUUGGUGUCUUAGCAUCAACUUUGUUGGUGUGUUUUGUUCAGAAUGUGUUAAAUGUGGUUUGCCUCAUCAAAUCAGAAGAAAAAAGAAUUGUUUUAGAUCAGUCAGUUCAGAUGUUAUCAGCAGAAAUUUUAAGAGGGAAAAUGUAAAAAAAU